Oikopleura dioica is the source of this 576-nucleotide messenger RNA. Lineage: Eukaryota; Metazoa; Chordata; Appendicularia; Copelata; Oikopleuridae. The record is from the annotation of a GenBank genome assembly.
AUGAUUUUCAAGAGUCGAAAUAAGCUCUUUCUAGUUGUGAUUUUUUCGUUUUACGUCGGAGGGUUUUACUACUCCGCGACAGUCAUUAUUGACAAUAUCAAAAAAUACCACGACUACCCGUCCAUUUUCACCCAGCGCGAAGAUGACGCUGUCUCCACCUUUCCCAAAAUCGCCCUGUGCUCCUACCAAAUGCAUUCAAUGUGGAAGCUGCAAAAGUACUACCCCCAGAUCAACACCACCAUCCUCCGCGCCUUCUACGGUUCGGCCGACCCGACAUUGAAUUGGGACAAAAACUCGUGGGACGAAUUCAACAAAAUCGACCUCGACGAGUUUUUUCGAAGAACGAUGCCCGAUGUGAAAAUUUUUCAUUGCUUGUUUGACAGUUUGAACUGCACGCAUAUUUGGAAGCAGCGAAAGACUAAGCUUGGCAUUUGCCUAGAGUUCGACUUGUACCAUGAAGUGGAGGGCGAGCAUUUCUUACAUCUUUCGAGGAUUGAUCUUAAUUCUUCCGAACAUAACCUGGGCUUCGUCAUCGGUAAGAAAAUAGACGAAGAAAUCGCUAAUUUUCAGGGUUGA